AUGGCACAGAGAGCAUGGCAGGGAGGGGUGGAGGGGAGGGUUGGAGAAACAGACCAUGAGGCAACAACAACAACAACAACAGCAACAGCAAUAGCAACAGCGGCGGCGUCAGCAGCAGCAGUGGCGUCAGCAGCAGCAGCAGCAGCAGCAGCAGCAGCAGCAGCAGCAGCAGCAGUAGCAGCAGCAGCAGCAGCAGCAGCAGCAGCAGCAGCAGCAGCAGCAGCAGCAGCAGCAGCAGCAGCAGCAGCAGCAGCAGCAGCAGCAGCAGCAGCAGCAGCAGCAGCAGCAGCAGCAGCAGCAGCAGCAGCAGCAGCAGCAGCAGCAGCAGCAGCAGCAGCAGCAGCAGCAGCAGCAGCAGCAGCAGCAGCAGCAGCAGCAGCAGCAGCAGCAGCAGCAGCAGCAGCGGCGGCGGCAGUGGCGGUGGCAGCGCGUGUCCCCCAGGGCAGAGAGAGCACCUGCUUCAUGAGUCGCUGGCUCUCCUCCUUGUGCUGCGCUGUGGUGCAGCGCGCCAGCACUCGCUCCACAUACGCUGCUAGCCCGGGGGGGAACUUGCCCGGCUGGCGCCCACGCCACCAUUCAUGGGGGGGGAGGGGCAAGAGGAGGGAGAACAUGCACGUUGGAGCAUGGAUGAUGGAAGAGGGAGGGAGCGAGGGACGGAGGGCGGAAGGAUUUCAGAGGAAAAUGCAGUGGUGGAGUGUGUGA
This is a messenger RNA of Closterium sp. Yama58-4, 702 nucleotides long. NCBI's taxonomy places the organism in Eukaryota, Viridiplantae, Streptophyta, Zygnematophyceae, Desmidiales, Closteriaceae. The record is from the annotation of a GenBank genome assembly.